Messenger RNA from Sturnus vulgaris (Common starling), 2329 nucleotides. RefSeq names its product 3 beta-hydroxysteroid dehydrogenase/Delta 5-->4-isomerase-like. The record is from RefSeq and is a predicted model, not a curated record. Gene Ontology annotation, molecular function: oxidoreductase activity, acting on the CH-OH group of donors, NAD or NADP as acceptor. Gene Ontology annotation, biological process: steroid biosynthetic process. Lineage: Eukaryota; Metazoa; Chordata; Aves; Passeriformes; Sturnidae.
GUGAAACUCCAGGGAAAAACACCUGGGCAUUUUCCCUGCAUGUUGGAGAUGUAAAGCAGUAAUGACACAGAUCACUGCAGAGGCACAAACAGCCUUACUUUAAAUAGGUACUCUUGCACAAGACAUUUCCAGGGGUGAAUCUUUCCCCCCUGCAGCUUGAAUUUAACUUUGAUGGUACAUUAAACAAUUUCAUCACUUCAAAUGCCUGUAGCAUACUGAACAAACACAAAAUCCCCAGGGUUAGUUUCUGAUCUUGCACAAGAGAGAGUGAGAAACCCACGUUAUAAUAGGGGACCCCAGUAUCCAGAAAAUAUACAGCAGCGGAGUCCACUUCUCAAACUACUCUAAAUAGCUUGUCCUGCUAUUUACAUUUAAUUUAAAUGCUCUUUACCUUCAAUACUGGCACAAUAUUGGCACUGUAGUAUACAAGCAAGUGCAGCUAGACAGAAUUAUAAACAUGAGGGUUUAUUAUCUGGGAAUUUAGGGAUGCAGGACGACAUCUAGGCUCAGACCUCACUGCAUCCAGAGCCUUCCUCUUCGGUGGGAGUGGUGUGGAAGCAUCACAUUCUUUUGCAGCAAAGGAGGCACUCAAGAGGGAGGGGAGCAAAAUGACCGAGGUGGUGCCCUGCAGGAUAUAAAUACAGGCAAAUCUCCCCCACAGUCUUCUGAGUGCUUGAGAGGUGGAACUGAGACUCGAGGCAGACUUUUGCGGGGUUUGUUUGGCAUUGAAGUUGAUUUUGAGCAAUUGCUAAUUGAGUUGAUUUGUAAUUAUUUAUAAGAAUGUUUUCUUUGCAUGGAAAAAAGUAUGUAGACUACUUCUGAAUAGGAAUAGCUAGCAAAAGUAAGACACGCUUAAAAAAUUGUUUGAUGUAGAGAUUAAAGUUUGUUUUCCAGAAGUCUUUCCUUUUGGUAACACCCUUUGAUUUGUAAAGCCUCCAGUGGUUGAUGUCAUAUGUUCAUUCCCUCAGGCAGGAGGAGAACCAAGCUAAAGAGACAGCGAGUUCACCGCUGAGGAACAACCCAGAGCAAUGUCCCUGGCUGGGGUAAGCUGCCUGGUGACCGGAGCAGGAGGAUUUCUUGGCCAGAGGAUCGUGCGCUUGCUGCUGGAAGAAGAGGAGGCGCUGGCUGAGAUCCGGCUGCUGGACAAAGCCUUCAGUGAUGAGGCGCUCAGAAGAUUUGAAAACUUCAAGGGUAAGACAGAGGUGAAAAUCCUGGAAGGGGACAUCCGAGAUGUGACAUUCCUGCACCAUGCCUGCCAGGGGGUCUCCCUCGUCAUCCACACGGCUUCCCUCAUUGACACCCUGGGCCUCAUCGAGAAGAAGCUGCUCUGGGAAGUCAAUGUAACAGGUACUCAGUUGCUGCUGGAGGCAUGUGUCCGCUGUAACGUCCAGCACUUCAUAUACACCAGUACCAUAGAGGUGACGGGCCCAAACUGCAAGGGUGACCCCAUUUUCAAUGGUGACGAAGAUACAGCUUAUGAGAGCACGUCCAAAUUUCCUUAUGCCCAAAGCAAGAGGCAGGCAGAGGAUUCUGUGCUGAAAGCAGAUGGCCAGGUGCUGAAGGAUGGUGGCACGCUGAUGACCUGUGCCCUGAGAUCCAUGUACAUUUUUGGGGAAGGCUGCCCGUUUCUCCAAGGCCAUCUGGAUAAGUGCCUGUUGAACAAGAACGUCUACCUGCGCUUCUCCAGGAAGGAGGCUCUGGUGAACCCUGUGUACGUGGGGAACAUCGCCUGGGCACACGUGCAGGCAGCCAAAGCCCUCCGAGCCCCCCAGAAAGCCAAGCACGUCAGGGGCAAGUUCUAUUACAUCUCAGAUGACACUCCACACAUGAGCUACGCUGAUCUGAAUUACGAGCUCACCAAGGACCUGGGGUUUGGAAUUGAGCCCCAGCUCCCCAUGCCGUUGACAGUGCUCUAUUACUUCUCACUGCUGCUGGAGAUUGUGAGCUUCUUGCUGAGGCCCUUGGUCAGGUACGUCCCCUCCACCAACCGGCACCUGGUCACGCUGCUGAACACCCCCUUCACCUUCUCUUAUAGAAAAGCACAGCAGGAUUUUGGCUACGUGCCCCGCUACUCAUGGGAAGAGGCCAAGCAGGGCACUGGUGAGUGGAUUGCCUCCGUGAUCCCCCAGAGAAGGCUGUACUUGCAAAGCAGCACUGCCUAAGCCUGAAGAGGAGCUGAAACCCAGCUAAGAAAGUAGGGCCUUGAGCCAGAGGAGAGCUGGGUGAGCAGCAGCAGCAGCAAACAACAAAGCAUUUAAAUGAAUUCUUUGUGUAAGAGUCCACUGAAACUCCUCACCCCCAACCUCAGAAUAAACAAAAGUGAAAUGUU